ACGACAGCCCAGUUCGCCGAGCUCCUGCACAACGCAGUCCCAGCUAGGCGGCUAGCCGCGCACCAACAUUUUCUCUCGCUUGAACAGUCUCAUGAUCCGCCGCGUUUGGUGCCACUGUGCUUCAACAACACGUAGCAUUUACGUUCGCUCUUUGCCUCAAAGUCUGUGAGAGCUUGUGAAGAUGGUAAAGCCAGACAUCCAUACUCUGGCCCAUCAUCUGAAGCAGGAGCGGCUUUACGUGGCAUCGGAGAAGCAGCUGAUCCAGAGACUCAACAGUGAUGUCCUGAAGACAGCCGAGAGGCUAUACCGGGCCGCCUGGAUUGCCAAGCAACAGCGGAUCAACCUCGAUCGGCUCAUUCUCACCAGUGUGGAAGCCUCUCCAGCUGAAUGCUGCCAACAUGCCAAAAUGCUUGAAGACACGCAGUUUGUCGAUGGCUACAAGACUCUGGGCUUCCAUGAGACUGUCUAUGGUGAGUUCCUGGCCCGGUUGAGGGAGAACCCAAGGCUUGUGGCGUCGUGCCUCGUGACAGGGGAGAGGCUGAACCAGGAGCACGCUCAGGGGGUCAUCCACACUGUCUUCACCUCACUUUAUGGCAAUUGUAUCAUGCAGGAGGACGAGAGCUACUUGUUACAGGUGUUGCGCUACCUAGUAGAGUUCGAGCUAAAGGAGAGCGACAACCCUCGGCGGCUUCUACGACGAGGCACAUGUGCCUUCAGCAUCCUUUUCAAGCUGUUCUCCGAGGGCCUGUACUCAGCCAAACUCUUCCUCACUGCCACCCUCCACGAACCCAUCAUGCAGUUGUUGGUGGAAGACGAGGACCACCUGGAGACAGACCCAGGCAAAGUGACUGAGCGCCUGACUCCAGUCCAGCAGGAGCGCUUUGGAGAGAAGGGCUCUGAGGGCUACAAGCAAAGAGUACAGGCAGCUGUUGAGACCAAUGAAGCAAAGUUAGUUGCGCUGGUCAACAAGUUUAUUGGUUAUUUGAAGCAGAACACCUACUGCUUUCCCCAUAGCCUGCGAUGGAUUGUGUCGCAGAUGUACAAGACGCUAUCAUGCGUGGAAGGUCUUGAGUUGGGAGAGGUGCGCACUAUGUGUACCGAUCUUCUGCUGACGUGCUUCAUCUGUCCAGCAAUUGUUAACCCGGAACAAUAUGGAAUCAUCUCAGAUGCCCCCAUUAAUGAAGUGGCUCGCUUCAAUUUAAUGCAGGUUGGCCAGCUUUUGCAGCAGUUGGCGAUGGCUGAUGAUGAUGCAGACCCUAGACGGAAAAGCUGUUUGUCCAAAUUUGAUAAAAGUUGUGUCGCAUCUUUUCUGGAUGUGGUGAUCGGUGGAAGAGCAGUUGAAACGCCACCGAUGUCCUCAAUGAACCUUCUUGAAGGCCUAAGCAGGACUGCAGUCUAUGUUACGCAUCAUCAGCUGAUAGCAUUGGUGGACUUUGUGCGUAGUGUCAUGGCUGGAGACCACCUACGUGAGGAGGAGCACAUGGCCUUGGAAACCCUGUUGGCUAAUGUGCCCCAAUCACAAACGGGGAAGAGCAACAGUCUGGAACUCACUCCUUCCAACACCCCCCAGCUCUCCCCUGCUAGCACUCCUGCUAAUAAGAAGAACAGACUCCCCAUAGGACAACACUUAGCCGCUAUAACAUCCUGGGACCCUACAACCUCCUCCCUGUCUGCCCAUAUUCCAUUAGUAACUCCUUUCGCAGCUGCUCGGAGCCGCAGCCGUACCAACAUAGCCCAGGAGGGGGAGGCAGAGGCUAGCUCCCAAGAGUUACUGCAGGAGCUGAUGCCAGAAGAGGUGCUCGUGAUCUCGUUAGGAAAUGGUCCUCAGACAGUCCCUGGAAUGAUGUCAGAGAAUGAGGUUUUGAACUUGCAGAUGGCUGAUGCUGGCCAAGGCGACGGCCAUGCGGACGACACAAAGCUGCAUGGAAAACCGGACAAAACGCUGCGCUUUUCACUCUGCAGUGACAACUUGGAAGGCAUCUCUGAGGGUCCGUCUAAUCGUUCUAAUUCAGUAUCGUCUCUUGACCUGGAGGGCGAGUCUGUUUCCGAGCUGGGAGCUGGACCUUCAGGGAGCAACGGGGUGGAGGCUCUCCAGCUUUUGGAGCACGAACAAGCCACCACUCAGGACAACUUGGAUGAUAAACUGCGCAAGUUUGAGAUCAGAGACAUGAUGGGCUUGACGGAGGAUCGGGACAUCUCUGAGACGGUCAGUGAGACCUGGAGCACCGAUGUGCUUGGCAGUGACUUUGACCCCAACAUGGAUGAAGAUAGGCUGCAGGAAAUUGCAGGGGCAGCUGCAGAGAACAUGCUCGGCAGCCUGCUGUGCCUCCCGGGAUCAGGCUCAGUGCUGCUGGACCCCUACGGCUCCACAAUCUCAGAGACCACAAGCGAGGCGUGGAGCGUGGAGGUCCUGCCAAGUGAUUCAGAAGCCCCAGAUUUGAAACAGGAGGAACGGCUUCAGGACCUUGAGAGCUGCUCAGGGGUCGGUAGCACCUCAGACGAUACAGAAGUCCGGGAGGUCAGCUCGAGACCAAGCACUCCUGGCCUCAGUGUCGUCUCAGGCAUCAGUGCAACCUCAGAAGACAUCCCCAACAAAAUAGAGGAUCUGCGCUCAGAGUGCAGCUCAGACUUUGGAGGGAAGGACUCUGUGACCAGUCCAGAUGGAGAGGAGUCAGGCCACGGAGCCCACCAUCUGACUUCACCAGCCUCACAAGCUGAUUCCUUAUUGGUCAUGUUUGAUCCCCUCUCCUGUGGCGAAGGUUCCACCACUGGAACAAUAGUGAGGCCCAAAGUGCACUAUGCCAGGCCUGCACACCCACCCCCGGAUCCCCCCAUCCCUGAAGCCAGCGCCCUGGGGCAGGAGACACGCCACCCUCUCAGCGUGCCCCACAGCCUGGCACAGGCUGAGUUUGAGCUCAGCAAGCAGCGCCACUCCUUCCCUGACCGACUGGUCCGUAGUCGCAGCUCUGACAUCGUGUGCCCGGGCCGUCGACCCACGAGUGACCCUGGGCUGAAUCGCCGUGUCGCGGUUGAAGAGCGCGACUCUGCCGGAGCCUUCGCUUUGGGACCGUCCUCGUCGCCCAGCAAGGACUCCUUGAAAGGAGAGGUCGAGGACAGAAAAGACAGUGAUGAUGAGAAGUCUGAUCGUAACAGGCCAUGGUGGAAGAAGCGUUUCGUGUCGGCCAUCCCGAAAGCUCCUAUAGCUGCAUUUAGGAAACGAGACAAGCAUGAGAAAGAUGAUAUUGCUCCGGAGCGAAUCCCACAAGAUGACCCUUUGCCCAGACAAAGCUCCCAAGUCCAGGCAGCUGAAGACAUCCUGGACAAGUACAGAAACAUAAAGAGAACCAGCCCGAGUGAUGGAGCCACAGCAGGAGCGGCUUUUGAGGGUGCCGGAGAUAUUUGUGUUGAGGAAAGUGUUCAUGGCUCUCCAAGAGAAGAUGCUCUGCACAACAUUUCUACUGACGACCUCCCAGAUUCAGCCAGUCAGACGGCCCAGCAGCAUGGCUCAAAGUUCUCUUUCAGUGAUGCCAAGAAAAAGUUGCGGUUGGCAUUGUGCUCUGCAGACUCAGUGGCUUUGCCUAUCCUGACGUCUGCAACCACGAGAAAUGGUUUGCCUGACCACAUGGACCCAGAAGACAAUGAGAUCGUGUGCUUCCUGAAGGUCCAGUUAGCAGAGGCCAUCAACCUCCAGGACAAGAACCAGAUGGCCCAGAUCCAGGAGACUACACGUUGCGUCAGCCGUUUCGACCCUCGCACCUGCAGGAAGCUGCUGGCUGCCAUUGCGGAGGAUUACAGAAAGCGGGCUCCUUACAUAGCCUAUUUAACGAGGUGCCGCCAGGGCCUGCAGACCUCCCAGGCCCAUCUGGAGAGGCUCCUCCAGAGAGUUCUGAGAGACAAAGAGGUAGCCAACCGCUAUUUCACCACAGUGUGUGUUCGCCUCCUUCUUGAGCACAUGGAGUCCAGGAUGCUUGACUUCAUCAAGGCAUUCCAAGUGUGCACGGCAGCAGAUGACAAGACUGCAGCGGUGGAGGAUUUUCUGCGCUACUUGUACGGCGCCAUGGCCCGUGAUGCCAUUUGGCAGUAUGCGAGCGAGGACCAGCUGCAGGACGCCCAAAUGGCCAUCGAGCGCAGCGUUAUGAACCGCAUCUUCAAGCUGGCCUUUUACCCCAACCAAGAUGGAGACAUUCUCAGAGAUCAGCUUCUCCAUGAACAUAUCCAGCGGCUGUCCAAAGUUGUGACUGCUAAUCAUAAAGCACUUCAAAUCCCAGAGGUUUACUUGAAGGAGGCUCCCUGGCCGUCUGCACAGUCUGAGAUCAAGACCAUCAAUGCCUACAAGACACCCAGAGACAAAGUCCAGUGUAUACUGCGCAUGUGUUCCACCAUCAUGAACCUCCUCAGUCUGGCUAAUGAAGACUCUGUCCCUGGAGCGGAUGACUUUGUUCCCGUUCUCGUCUUUGUCCUCAUCAGGGCCAACCCGCCUUGCCUGCUGUCCACCGUUCAGUACAUCAAUAAUUUCUACGCCAGCCGGCUGAGUGGGGAGGAGUGCUAUUGGUGGAUGCAGUUCACGGCGGCGGUGGAAUUCAUUAAGACCAUCGACGAUCGCAAGUGAAGCAGAACAGCCACCUGUAUGGGCAGACUGUGGGGGAAGGAGCCGGGAGACUGGGAACCUUCCCAACCAACUGCUCCCUCUGCACGACUUUGGAAAGCUGGCCCUCAGCCUGCUCGUCGCGUGUAUAGCUUGUACAUAGCCACAGACGCUCAAAGAUGACAGAAUAUAUAUUACUGUUCAUAUGUGGACAAAUCCAGGUUUUGGCCGUGGUGGGAAAACGGCGAUGGGGAAAAUUUGCAACAUGAUAACCUUGAACUUGAUUUGGGUUUUUUCUUUUUAAUCUUUUCUCAUGUUUCACUUUUUUGGGUGUGUGUAUUAGGCAUUUUUUAUUCAAGCAAAAACACAAAUGUGGAAUUAAAUCAACCUAAAUGAUAAACCUAUUUAAAGGGACCAGCAUUAGUUGGCGUGAUCAUCUCAUUUUAUUGCCCCUGAGAGUGGGAGGAAAGUAGUUUCAAUUACCCUACAUUAAAUUGUUUAUUAAAAGCACUGUAACCGGCGACGAGAUUCAGUGACUCUCUCCAACGUGAAUUCCCAUUAAUCUACCACUCUGUGCGGUUAGUGAGUCAGACUAUAUGGCAGCUUGUUUAAGGUCACGCUUGACCCAUAUGUGUGUCAGACGAUUAUUUAGACACAAGGACCCACAUAUUUAUUCUAUAAUUCCUUGUAAUGCUUUAAGUCACUGUUUCAAACAUACAUAUCAUGCCCAUUCGGAGGCAAGGAAUGCUGUCCUGACGAACGUGCGAGAAAAAGUGAGGAAGGCGCCCGAUUGGGUGCUGAGGAUAUACAGGGUUGGCAUUAAAGAUACUCUAUAUUGAAAACUGUGCCUUUAUGUGGGGCGCCCUGUACGGUUUACAAUUAGUUUCCUUGCGUAGACGACAUGCCCCCAUACCAGCGUGCGCGCGCACACACAAUUAUCACUGGGCCAACUGCAUUUAACACAUCUUUCACGUUACUGAUUGCCAAGACUCAGUCACUUUAAUGCACUUGAAUUUGAACAAAUGUUCCCCUUUGCCCGUAGGAGUGUUAUCUGUCUGCUUACACUGACUGCUGCGUUGGUGAAUGACACGACCGCAUCGCUUCUGCGAGGGUCAAAGCCGUCUCUUAGAAUUGCAUUUGGUAGCACUUUUUCUUAAUUUAAGUGAGCAAAGUUAUUUUAUGUGAUCACCUGAUUGGAACUCCGCUCUCUACCUCCUCAUGCAUUCAAGAAAGGGACAGACGGGCAAGUGCGCACUUAUUUAUUUUCCUCGUUUGGCCCGGGUUGUGUGCACUGGUGUGCCAUGUGUAAUUAUAGUUUUGCGCAGCCAUUACUUGACCUAUUGUCAAUGAGCUGACAGCACAAUACACAUUAAAUAAGGAAAGCAAAUAAUCGACACUGUUCACUUGUUACUUACUGCCUUUCAGUUUGUGCUCUUUACCGUCGGUGCGUGUUCUUUGUCCAGCGGGCGUGCGAGAGGGGUGGGGGUGUGAUCGAUUGACCCGCCGGCCCCUCUUGCAUGAAGUCACUGAGUAGUCGCCAUAAGGAGUCACUACCUGCAAUAGGCCAGUGAGUGACCCUGCCAGAGGAUACGAAACACUAUGAUUUCUUUUGCACAAAACAUGCAUGUUCCUUAAAUAAAUUGAGAGGAAGUAGGCAAUUUUGAGACCUGACUGUUAUUUUAACGUGAACUUCCAAGCGGUUUCAGUCUACAGUGGCUCAUGAACCUUACGUACGCUUUCUUGCAGUCUGUAAUCAAUUCCAAAAGAAGCAGCCACUGGAAAAUCAACUUAAUAGGUUGCAUCUUUACUAAUUGGGUUCAUGGGAAAGACACUGCACAAAUCUCCAAAGCAGCUACUGUCUAAAUGGCCUAAUUUGGGAUCAAUAUAUAUAUAUAAAAAGAUAAAUAUGUAAACUUUUUUUCUUUUUAAAAACUGUUGUUCCUUAAAGAUUUAUCACUCUGCUUCCUGUGCAAUAGAGCUGAAUGGCUGAGUAGAAAAAACACCUUGCAUCGAAUUUGAAAUGUAUUUGUAAGCUUGCUCAACUAUGACAUGCAGGGACACGGUUUGUCUUUACUGUGAUUAAUGCGUUAAUUAAUGUAAUUCUUUAGAAACAAUAAAAGAACCUGGUGUUUCCCCCCC
Molecule: messenger RNA, 6724 nt
Organism: Phycodurus eques (leafy seadragon)
Lineage: Eukaryota; Metazoa; Chordata; Actinopteri; Syngnathiformes; Syngnathidae
Gene: gapvd1
Product: GTPase activating protein and VPS9 domains 1
Exons: 28
Coding region: 182-4609 (1475 amino acids)
Biological process (GO): vesicle-mediated transport; regulation of GTPase activity
Cellular component (GO): cytosol; endocytic vesicle
Molecular function (GO): small GTPase binding; guanyl-nucleotide exchange factor activity
Source: RefSeq, a predicted model, not a curated record